Messenger RNA from Cataglyphis hispanica, 11298 nucleotides. RefSeq names its product titin-like. The transcript is spliced from 13 exons. Lineage: Eukaryota; Metazoa; Arthropoda; Insecta; Hymenoptera; Formicidae. The record is from RefSeq and is a predicted model, not a curated record. Bases 209 to 11287 code for a protein of 3692 amino acids.
ACGAUUUUAGAACGGAGCAGGGCCUCCUGCCGUCAGACGUCUCGUGGCGUAGGGUGUGCUGUAUCAAUAUAGGGUCAAGACAGGAACAAGCUGGCCGGUGGUGGUGGUGAACGGUGCAGGUCUUCCCGAGUGGUACAUUACGUACGUUGGCCCUUCGCGAGUAAUGUCAAUGCGCGGAAAGACCGUUCUACGUAACGUUUGAGACGAGAUGACCUUAACAGAUCUUACGUCGAGGAAUAAAGGACCGCCAGAAUGGAUCGAAGAAGAUCAGAUUGUGUCAGCUCAAGGAUGCAUAGGCGAGGACAUCAUCGUCGAACUGAAAUUGGUUUCAUCCGAAAGUUAUGAUGACUUACAAUUCGACUUAAUACGAGACGGAUUGCCAAUUUCAUCGGAUCGUUAUCGAUUGUCGAUGCGAGGCAAUGUCGUUCAAUUGGCCUUGAAGCAAACGCGUAAAAACGAUGCGGGUUACUAUUCUCUUGUAGCAACAAGACUCGGACAAGAAAACAAUAAAGGGGCUGUAAAGAAAAUUCAUCUAAGCGUCAGCGAAGCAAGUUACGAAGAGGGCGAUCCCCCAAUCUUCUUGAGAAGAUUGAGCGAUCUUGCAGUUAAGGUUGGCACUCGAACCAGAUUUCUGGUAGAGAUUCGAAGUUCAACCACUCCGAAGAUAUCUUGGUAUAAAAAUGAUUUACCUAUUCAUGAGGGAGCUAGAUUUUCCCUCGUUCACGAGGGAAAUUUUCAUUGCGUCGAUGUUGCUCCUGUUACGGUCGAGGAUCAAGGAUGCUGGACCUGCAUGGCGGAAAAUCGUAGCGGGAGAUCCUCGUGCACAUCCACUCUAACUGUUAUCGUUCCCAAAGCUUACAAAAAACCAGAAUUUGUCGAAGAACUUCGCGCGUUGCUCACUGAGACGGGUACCGUAUCAUUGGAAUGCAAAGUAAUCGGUGUGCCUACGCCAGUACUAAGGUGGUUUAAAGACAGCAAGGAAAUUAAAGCUGGUGACGUUUUCGCUUUGACUGCCAAUCCUGAUGAUCCGACUUCCCUUGGCGUUUACACCUGCGAAGCAAAUAAUUGCAUGGGAACAACCUAUUCUUCUUCAAAGGUUCAUGUAGUCGGAAGAGGAAGCCGAGAAGGUUCGCUGAAACCAGCGGAUGCCUUGGCACCAUCUGGGCCACUUCCGGUAUUUAAACAGAUGCUCCAAGAUGAAUGUUGCCGGAUUGGAGAUACUCUCGUGUUGUCCUGCCGAGUUCAAGUACCACCCUGGCCAAAGGCAAUCGCCUGGUACAAUAAAGGAGGUCGUGUCGAACCCGAUGAAAGAUAUCAUAUAAUGGAAGAUGGCAUUGGUGGAUAUUCAAUCGAGGUGAAGCAAGUAGAGGCCAUGGACGAAGGUGAAUGGAAGUGCGUUGCUACCAGCGAGGAAAAUAUGAAGCAAUUCACGAGCUGCUACGUAGCAAUGUCUAUUCCAAGAAACUAUAGAAAACCGCGUUUCAUGGAGAAUCUGAAAGCAGUCUUGACGGAAGAAGGUCUUGUCUCGUUCGAAUGUAAAGUCGUAGGUUUUCCGACGCCGCUGCUAAGAUGGUUCAAAGACGGCCAGGAACUUAAGCCAGGAGACGUCUAUCAAUUAACCGGGACUAAUUCAUUAGGUUCGUAUUGCUGUAUCGCGAGAAAUUGCAUGGGCGAGGCCAAGAGUACAGCUGAAUUAACUAUCGAAGACAUUCAGAAUCAAUUAAACGAAGAAGAACGUUUUCAGCUUUUGAGCACUAAUCAGCCGCCAAAGUUUAUAAAAGGUCUCAGAAGUUGCGAGGCGAGGAUAAACGAAGAUUUCCGCUUUACAGUACAAGUAAGUAUUGCACCGGAACCGAGUCUUUCUUGGUACAGAGACGAUACAUUAGUGGAGGAAUCCGACAAAUAUCACGCGGCGAAAGAGAAUCUUGGCACAUGCCAUCUUGAAGUGCGAAAACUCGAAUUUAUCGAUCAAGCCGAAUGGAAGUGCGUAGCGGCAAACGAUUUUGGUCAUAGCGUCACCUCCUGUUUCUUGAAGCUAAUCAUUCCCAAACAUUACAAAAAACCGAAAUUUCUCGAGAGUCUACGCGCGAUUCUGUCAGAAGAAGGCGCUGUAAAUUUAGAGUGCAAAGUUAUCGGCGUCCCGCAGCCGGUUUUAAAAUGGUACAAAGACAACGUCGAACUCAAACCCGGCGACAUACAUCGAAUUAUCUCCGGGCAAGACGGCACCUGCUGCUUAGGAACUUAUACUUGCGAAGCUACCAAUUGCAUGGGAACAGUCAGUAGUUCUGCAUCUCUAUUAGGAUUUGAAGAUAAGAAAGAAACAAAGGAAAUUCAAACGCCAAACGGCCACGAACUGGCGAGGAAUCUAUCAUUAUCAACAAUACAUGAGGAACGAACUUCUCAGUUGUAUGAUACACCGCAGACCGAUCAUUCUGUCACUUUAGAUGAGCGUGGCGAAGUAUCCUUUAGUUUUGAUGGCAAAGAAGUGUCAGUCAGUCUGUAUGAAACGCCAGAUCUCACCGAGGAAGAGGCACUACAGAUUGUUGAAAUGUAUGCUGAUCAGUUGUCUGAACAUGUAACAGAACACAAUGUGAUCGAACUACCGCCAAUGAGAUUUGUCAAAGAAACGUCUACUUCCGGUAAUUUGCUGAUGGAAGCCGUAGUAAUCGACGUAUCGCCCGAUUACUUUGUUAGCGCCGAAGAAGGCGAUGAUUUGCGGACAGAAGCCGAUUUUGAGGAUGUUUCUAUCAUGGAUGAUGUGACACACGUUCUCUCGUCGCCUGAACGCGACUCCCGAGGUUCUUUGAAGAGAUCAGCUCAAUACAACGGGGAUGAGGAUGAGAAAGCUCCUAGUAAGCCACCUCGGAAAAAAUCAGCGAGUAUAUCGUCAUCGAAAAGCGAGAAGAGUCAACGAAUCGAAUCCGAGAGCUUCCACAGCGCACAAAAGGAGGAACCGCCGUUGUCUCCGCUCUCAUCCUUGAAGCAAGACGAUAGCGAUACUUUCGCGGACGCUUUGUCUUCUGCGCAUCUUUCCAUCACAGAGAGUCUUGUUCAAAAACAUAUCACAGUGGAACAUGAUAUAACAGAUACUAGAAAACGUAGUUUGAGCACUGAAAGAUCAACCGGCUCCAGUUUGGACGAUGGAAUCGGUGGUGAUUCUUCCUUUGAUUCCAUGACUGGUAUUCCAAAAAAGAAACAACGUAAGAAAAAGAAAAAAGACAAGAGUAAUUCCGAGGAGUAUUCCGGCCCUAGUGAUUACGAGGGUAGAAGAAGUAAAUCAGAAGAUAUAGCCGACAUGAAAAUGGAACCGUAUCAAUCUAUAGAAUCGGUUGAUGAAACAAGAAUGGAUAUCAAGAACGAAAAUGGAAUCGAUACAAAAGAGGAGAUAAAGGAAUCAUUUUCUGAAGAAAGACUGUUAGAUAAUUUAGCAAGCGUAACGGAAGCUAUUAACGUACAUACUUCGGAAGAGACUCGAAAAUUGAAAAAAGAUAUUCUUUCAGAAUCAAGAAAGAUCCUGCGCAAUGCUUUGGAAACGUACGAAAACGUUCCCGAUACUUUAGUACCGCGAUUUUCCAGUAUUCGCGAGCGAGUCGACGAUGUAUAUCGAACAUUGGAAAUUUCAAAAGAAAAAGACACGGAAAUUGAAACCUUAAUGAAUCUCGAAGAACCUUUGCAUGCAUUGCUGAAAGCUAUUGAUAAAAUUACAUCAGCGGAAGACAUAGAAAUUAUACGCAAUUUUAUUGAACCAUCGAUCCUUCAGUUGUCACACAUUGUCGAAAAUCUCGAACUGUCAUCUUUACAAUCUACGCUGGCGAUUCUAAAAAAAAUCAACAAGCGCAUUUGUAACAUUCCUAUCGAAACGGAAGGAUUGUCCUCGAUAAAAUCAAUUGCUGACAAAACUCGAAAUAUACCCGAGGAAAUUCUAGAUCAGCUAAUCGAUAACCAGUCGGCGUUUAAUGCGAUUUUAGAUUACAUGGAAUGUUCGAAACUCGCGAUGAAUGGAACUGCCGUUCCGCAGCAGGCUUUAACAGGAUCGAGACUUGCAGCGUGUUUAGUAGAGUUACGAGAGUGCGUAUCCCACACAGCGCAUACUGCAAUGACAUUGAAAGAAAAUGAGACAUUAAACAGUUUAAUGGAAUUUAGAGAACCCUUGUUAGAUCUUCAAGUGGUUUUAGCGUCAGAAUCUUUUCGGGAAAUUACGAUACUGAAAAAAAUUAACUUUACCAUUGAAAAAUUGAAAAAUGUCAUUGGAACAAUACUAAAAGGUUCCGAAAAUCCCGAAACAAUUGGGCGAGUAAAAACAAUUCUUCAGAUAUUGGAAGAUACUGAUAAACAAAUAUCAAAAUUGAUGGAGCAAUUGUUAGAAAUGGAAGUUGCACAGAAACACGUACUGAAAAACUUAAACAUUGAUCAAAGUUUAAGCAGCGUGCAUUUUGCUUUAUCAUCAGUUUUAGAAAAGCAAGAAAAGUCUGCAAGCUCAUAUCGUUUAAUUACAUGUAUUGAAGCGUUACGUCAGACAAUUGGUUCUUCGGCGAUCACAAUAGCCAAUUUAAAAAAUCCAAUCAAUAAUGAUAUAAUUCAAGAGAUUAAUAAAUUAACUGAUUCGUUGUUAAAUCUGCAAAAAAAUCUAUUAACGGAAAAACAUGAACCAGAAGAGGAAGAAAUUCUAAUUGAUUUGAUAAAUCCCAUCAAUAAAUUGAAAGAGAUAAUUCACAGCAUAAUGGAAAGCGGUUCUUCGGUCGAAUUAAUAGAGCCUAUGCUAAAGUUAUUGGAAGAAAUAGAGAAAGAUGCAAUUAUUGUAGCGAAAGAAAUAUCAAAGAAAAAAUCUCAAGAGGAAAGUGCUAUCAAAUCUCAAAGAGAAAAUAAGGAAAAGAAAAGCAAUUCAAAAUCCAUUCUCGCUACUCAAAUCAGCCGUUCUUUAGAACCUAUUAAACAAUGGUUAUCCACGUCCGAAGACAGUACAAAGGACGAAAUAGAAUCUACUCUAAGUUUAACAAUCGAGGAAUUAAAGAGCAACGUAAGUCAAAUUGCCAUUCAAACGUCAUAUUCUGAACCACCAAAUGAUGAAAGUUUGAUAGAAGCAUUGGUUGAUCUUCGAGAACCAUUAAUAAAACUUAAAAACGCUAUUUCUAUAUAUCACAGGCCGGAAGAUCUUUUGACUUUAAAGAACUUAGGUCAGCCUAUGAAACAUCUUUUGCAAAUUAUCACGGACAUUCUUCAUGAACAUGCGGAAGAAGAGUGUCUGAAAUCGGUAAUAGAUAUUGUCGAACAAAUCGAAAAUCAAAUAUCGCUUUCAAUAGAAAGUGCUCUUCAGCAGCAAGAACUUGGACAAUCUGUCAAAACAUUCAAUGUAGAAGAGGAAGAAGAAGCUAUUACAGUCUCUUCCCCAGAAACGAUUCCAGGCACUCUUACAGAAAUCGCGUCUACGCCAUUUGAAACCGGAUCCACUGCAUUGCCUACUGAACAACUUGUAAUAGAAGAUACUUUCAAUAUAAGUGUUGACGAUGUUGCUUUGCAAGCUGUAAAGGCUGACAAGCAAAAAAGAGAGGAGAAUGCGGGCAAAUUAAUUACAGCCUUGUCGGAGACCUUGGAGAAGCUUCAAUUGGAGAUAACUGGUAUUCUAGAAGAUUUUGAAGAAUCGGCAACGCGAAUUGCUAUGAUUCCCCAAUCGAAAUUAGCCAAUUUUGUCGAAGAAUUAAGAAGGACUAUCUCUACAAUACGCAUGAUAACCACCGUUUAUGAUAAAGAAAUUGGAUCAUCUGAAGAAAAAAUUAAUCAGACAAUUCUAAUAUUAACUAAUUUAACACAACCGCUGACAAAUAUACAAGAAUUGCUUUCCAGACCGUGCGAACAAGACGUCUCGGAACUUAUGAUAUUGAAUCGGUUAACGCCAUUGUUGAAUGUAAUAGAAAACAACGUGAUAAAACAAACAAUCGAUUUUGUCAAUAAAAAUGAAGAGACGGAGAAAGAGUUUGAAUUUCUUUUAUCCAUUUUGAAAGAUAUUAAAGCGGAAAUUCCCACUCGAAUUCAAGAAAUAUCAUCGAGACAAAAAAUUCUGGAAUGUCUCCGAGAUAUUUCGAAGCCUCUAGAUAGCAUUGUGGAGCGUAUGAAUGAUCUGGAAAAAGCUGCGGAAGAAACCCUCGAGACGGAUGUCGCGAACAUUUUGGGAAAGCCGAUCGCCAUUGUUUUAAAAGAUAUCAAGACCGCUAUCCAAGAAGUAGAUAUGCUAGAUCGACGAAGGCCAAUAAUUAACGAAUUACGAAAUCUUCUUGAACCUUUGCUAGAAUUCCAUACCUGCCUUUCAAUGGUACAGAGCAGUCGACGAAGUUUAGUUCCCGAAGCCUGUUUAUUAGACGAAAGAAGAAACGUUAUCCUACGAGCGGUAGAUGAUUUGCGGAAACAAGUUUGUCAUACUAUCGAAACGAUUGCGAAUAUGGAAGAAGCCUCUUUAUUCCAUGAGUCUUUGACGUCGCUUAAUUCCGCGAUUCUGCAAGUACAGAAGCAAAUCGGUAAGACUGAUUAUUCGCGUCGAUCUAGUAGCGUCAAAAUUCCUCUUCAGCAUCGACUUACCGAUACGUUGAAUCGCUUAGCGAAAGCUAUAAUAGCUGUGGAAGAACACGCUGACAGAGAUACGUAUGGAAUAUUAUUCAAAUGCUUGGAGGCAUUGCAGAAACAAAUUUCCUUCACGCAAAUGCAAUUUAAUCAGAUUGAUAAUGAAUCAAUUGACGAAGAGGCAAUUAUAGAAGGCUUUCUUUAUCCGACUAAUCAACUUUUAUCGGCGUUAAAUAUCCUUAAAGAAAAUACGCAGAAAGUACCAUCAGCGAUUUCACAUAAUUUAAUAAUUCAGUUUCAAGAACUAGCCGAUUCGAUCUCAGAAUUAAAUUCUUCUUUGUCGACGCAUAAAGCGGAACUUGUACAAGGAGGCGCAUCUAUAGGAGCGCCUAUCGUAGAAACCUUUUCUGCCGUUACGGAUGUUUUAAAUCACGUGAAAGAUUCCAUAAUAACAAUAGAGAAGAUAGUCGAACAGAAAGAGAAUGAGGUCAUCACAAAAGUAGAAAGCGUCACCGAAAUUAUAGAAAUAUCGCAAGAGGAAAUUGAGAGCGUAAUAAUGAUCACCGAAAUACCGUCGUCGGCAGUUGAAGAGGUUGCUCAAUCGACGAUUGAAGAUGCACCUAAAAUAACACAAACACCGGUUAUAGAAAAUCUAGAAGCGAUGAUUCAUAUUGAACAAACGGAGGAUAAUUUAAUAGAUACAAAAAAAUAUGAGGAGAAUCAAGAAAAAAAUGAGAAACGAGAAGACUUGACAAGACAACAGAUAUCAAAGUUCAAUUCUGCGAUAAAUAGUCUGACACAGCCGUUAAAAGAAUUGAUCAAUUUUGUGAAAUCUGCUACGCAAGAGACCUCGCUGGUUUCAAAAUCCGAGGAGAACAAGCGGAAAAUACAAGAGCUAACAGCAUUGGUACAAAUUCUUAAUGAUUUACAAGCUACAAAUAUCUCUAUUAAAACGGCAUUGUCUUCCUUGUCCAUUAUACUAGGAGAUAAUAAAUUUUCUCAGAUGGAAAAUAUCCUGGCUGAUUUUGAGCGUGCUAUCGGUAUGGUUAUUUCUAUGACUGACGCAGGAGUGAGACCAGAAUUAAAGGAGAACAUUAUGACGUCUUUACAAUCUAUUGCCGAGCCCUUAGAUGCUCUUGGAAAUAUUUUGUCAUCUAUAUGUCAGACGUUUGAUGGAGACAAGUACGUCGAUCAAAAUGGAAAAUCGUUAUCUAUAAUUGUAAAAGAAUUAAUGCCGUGCAUUAAAGACAGCGUUAAAUCUGUAAAUGAAAUUCAGAUGUUAAAAUCUGUUAGAAUUGCUGAGAGAGAAACAGAAAUAUCGAAAAUAAAAGAGGAAACAAAUGAUAUCGAAGAAACGACUGCGCGACCUCUCGAAGAACUGAUAGAAGCUAUUAUGGAUUCUCAGGAUCAGGUGAAAUGCGACAAGACUUCGCUUUACGAAUCUAGUUCGCCUUCCGCCGAUUCACUCGAAUCAAAAAGUAUUGACAACUUACAAUCAAUGGAAGUAGAAACACAAUUAAAUGAAACACUCGUUAAAGAGGUAGAUUCAAUGGCACAAGAUACAGUAAAAAUAUCGCAACAAGAACUGGCAUCAGUACCAGCAUCUAAUCAAAUCGGGGAAAUACUUACUGAGAAAAAAGAAGUGAUAAAAUCUAUGACAGAAUCAUUGGAAAAAGUUGAAAAGCAAAAUUUAGAAACGAUUAAUCAGCAAAAAAUAGAAUUAACUCAGGCAUCUGAAAAACAUGAAAUGCAGGAAAAACAAAUUAAAGCUGAAACUUUGCAAGCGAUCAUUUCUCCUCUUCAAGUAUUACGUAAAUCAUUCGACGAAAUUGGAGAAAUAGGAAUUUUAGAAUCAUCCGACAAGGAAACGAUUGCAUUUUUGACUCUGAUAGAACCGUUGCUAAAUCUUGAAAUUGCAUUACCGUCCGAAGUUACUGAGGAAAUAAAGCAAGACACAGUGCCAUUAGAAAAAUUAUCUGUUACAUACGUUUUGCAAGAAUUACAAAAAUCAAUCGCUACAAUUCAAGAGCAAGUACAACUUAAUAUUGUAGCCGAAGCCAGUUCAAGCAAAACACCUAAAAUGCAGUUAAUGCAAGCCAUCGAAAAACCAUUAGAAGAUUUAAAAAUAUCCAUCGCGUGUAUUCAAUCCGAUCCAAAAACUUGUCAAUUGAUUCAGCAAAAAGCGGAAUUAUCGAGCGCAGAACAGAUCACAAUUUUACAAACUCUUGCCAAAUCAGUGGAACAAUUUGGAGAAAAAUUUAUGACUAUUACUAAUGAGAUAAAAAUAGAAGUAGAAUCUGAGUCACCAUUGCAAAUCGUUAAACAAAAAGAACAAGAGCUCGAUCCAGAAAUUUUACAUAAGAUUGUUGAUCCGAUUCGUAUUUUACGUGAAACCCUUUCUCAAAUUGAAGAAUUAAAGAGUCAAAAAACCGAGUUAUUAGAAAUACCAGAACAAAAGAAAGAGAUUGUUCAAUUAAAUACGGUGAUAAAUCUUUUGGAAAAAUUAGAACAAUUAUUAAUCACAGACGUGCAACAGAUUACAGUAUCGCAAGAGGAAGUUACGAAAGAUCUUAGCGGAAAUCAAGUUUUAUUGGCGAGUGCGGAUUUAAAGCCCGUGCUAGAAGAGCUGAAAAACUCAAUUGUUGUAAUCCAGCAGCAAGCAGUCUCCAAUGAAGAUAGUCUAACAAUAAAAACUUUAAACGAAGCUUUUGAAAACCUAAAAUCACCAUUAACAAGCAUCGAAGAAAUCGCCGAUCGCUUCGAUGAAGUUGCUGAAACUGAAAAAUUAUCGACUUUAUUAAGGUUUGCAAAAUCGAUGGAAGAAACAGCGAAUCAAUUAACUAUAGCUAAGCAAAACAUAAUACAACAAGAAAUGCGAGAAACUUCUCUGUUAAAAGCGAUAACUAUUCCAAUCGAAGGGCUACAAAGUGCAAUAUUGAAACUCGAAGAUCGGGUGUCUCAAACAUUGGAAACAAAGGAGUCAAUAAAACUUGUUGCUUUAGAAUCUAUAGUACAACCGUUGCAAGAGUUACAGCAAUCUUUCUUAAUUGCAUCUCAUCAAGAGAUCGCCCAAUCUUUGCAACGAAUGCCAAUCAAGCCGAUAUUAGAUAAUUUGAGUAAAUCUCUUGCGGUGAUUCAAGAUCAAGCUACGAUUGUUCAAGAUUUAUUCGCGGAAACAAAUACAGAUGAUUUGGCAAUAUUAAAGGAUUUUACAAAAUCACUCGGUAAUUUGAGAACGUCGACAGUGGUCUUGCAACAAUUAAACGCGAUAGAAAACGCUGGUCAACAAAUCGUAGAGAUUGAAAAUGCGUCCGCGUUGCAAGCAUUCGCAAAAUCUAUCGAGGAAUUUAGAAAAUGUUGCUCCCUCGUCGUCGAGCGGCCGAGAGUCAUCGAAGCCUUCGCGACAAGUGCAGAAUUAAAACAAUCGACUAAAACGGAUACGCAACUCCUCGAAAGUAUCAUCGAGCCUCUGCGAAUUUUACAAGAGCAAAUUUUAACCAUUGAAGAAACUAAAAUGCAAGAAUCUGAAAUCUUGGAUAUUACGGAGGUAAAAAGACCAGUUACCGUGUUGAGCAGUUUAGUUGGUCCUUUGCAACAGCUUGAAAAAUCUUUCAUUGCAACGGUGCGCAAAGAGCAUGUGAUUGAACAUGAUGGGCAGGAUCUAAAAACCGAAUCAUCUUCCACGAGCUUAGAAAAACUUGUCUUACAGCCGAUCCUCGAGGAAAUGCAAAAGUCCAUCGCCACUGUUCAAGAGCACGUGAUAUUAGAGGCAGAUAGCCAAAUUAUCUCGGAAGCGGAAACUGACGCUUUGCUAAAAUCGAUCGCGCAGCCUCUAGUGGAUUUAAGAGCCUCUAUCGCUUCUAUUCAGCAAGUAACCGCAGUUGCGCCUGAUCCUUUAAACGAAUUGGCACAGCAACACAAUGUCUCGGCAUUGGAAACGUUCGCCGAAACUCUCCACAAUUUAUCGGAAUGUAUAGCAAUGUGCAAUCAUCAACAAAUAAUCAUGGAGCCUGUGGCGGAUACCUUUUCCGAAGACGCUUCGUCUUUGAAUACGUGGGCAGAUGUAAUCGACGAACAAUCUCUUUCAAAAGUCACGCGUCCGAUGGUGAUUGAUCAGGGCGCAAUCGAAUCUCCGGCCGAAAUCGCGAUAUCGAUAUCAGAAGACGAAGUCUCCGCGUUGAAAACAUUAGCAAAGCCUUUAACUGAAUUACGAGAAUGCCUUGCACUGGUCGUCGAAGAGCGCAAAAUAGUCACGCCGAGCGAUACAACGUCUUCUUUAUCGGAGAAGGAAAAUAUCUCUCUGUUGAAAACGAUGAUACAGCCUUUGUUAGAGUUAAAGGAUGCAGCCACAGCGGUAAUUAUUCAAGAACAGACAGCUAUGGAACGAGUAAAUGAACAUUCAUUCACAAUUGAAGGUAAGAAUGAAUUCGCCCUUCAUCCAUUGAUGGAACCGCUUGAGGAAUUGUGUCAUUCUAUCGCUGUAAUACAGGAUCAGAUGUUGGUUGAAACAUCAAUGGAUCGAGCGAAGAAUGAUAUUGUACUAGAUGCACUGGCCGAACCUUUAUUCGACCUCCAGCGCGCUAUAUCGGUUCUAGAAGCACGAGUUAUAUCGCCGGAUAUCGAGUCGAUGCCUGAAGACACGAGCAACAACUGGAUCACGGAAUGUUUAGCGGCUCCUCUGCACGAAAUAGAGAUCAAUAGCCGAUAUUCGGCAAUGCACAGUAAUGGAACCUGAAACUGUAAUCG